Molecule: messenger RNA, 2646 nt
Organism: Mastomys coucha (southern multimammate mouse)
Lineage: Eukaryota; Metazoa; Chordata; Mammalia; Rodentia; Muridae
Gene: Znf23
Product: zinc finger protein 23
Exons: 5
Coding region: 555-2642 (695 amino acids)
Biological process (GO): regulation of DNA-templated transcription
Source: RefSeq, a predicted model, not a curated record
CCGGUCGCGCCGCGGACCGUGCUGCGCAGGUGAGUGCGGACUCGUUGCGGUUCGCGGUGUCCUGGCGGUCAGCGCGCAGGGUCUCCCGCAGCCAGCUUCGCGGCCCACCACGUCUCGGUGCCCACAGCGGUGACGCUUGAGUGGCGACCACCGUCAGACCCAGAGAGCUUAGCAGGUGGCGGAUCGGAGAAGCUGUGUCACUUCACCAAGAGUGACGGCGUGCGGGGGCGAAGCGGCUCCAGGUGACAUCGCAAGUCUUUUGACGCGCUGCGGCCCUGCAGGUGCUUCAGCUCCAGUCCUUCCUUGAGAGGGAGACCAGGUGAUGGCAGCCAUGAUUCCAUCGGUUUGGCCCCAGGUGAGCUGUGAGUCCCUCAUCCCCUCUGGGCAGUUCAGAUUGAGACCUGGGAGCUGUCGAGACUUGGAAGGAAAAGCACUUCUACCUGCCGCCUGGAUCUCGUGGGAAAGGUGGGCAGACAAGAGGCAGAGACUCGGGCAGUGGCCAGUGAAGGUGGCAGGACAGUGAACUCAGCAGACGGAGUCACUCAAGGGUCUGUAUGGCACUGCACUUGAGCACCCUGGCAGAGGGCCUCUGGAAAAUGUUGCUGUGGAAACUACCUAUAUGGUACUUUGAGGAGUUGCAGAGGUCUAGGAAGUCGGUGACCUUUGAAGAUGUGGCUGUGUACUUCACGAAGAUGGAGUGGGAUGGCCUGUCCCCUGCGCAGAGAGCACUGUACAGGGAUGUCAUGCUGGAGAACUAUAGGAACUUGGCCUCUGUGGGAUUUCCACUUCUCAAACCUGCUGUGAUCUCACAGCUAGAGGAACAAAAGGAUCUGGAAAACCUGUCUCAGCUGGCCACUGGAACAGACUCCCAGGGCCUCUGGACUGAAUGUACUGCUAUCCAGCCUGGCAAUAAUUUGACAAAAGAAGUGUAUGAAGAAAAAAAGAACACAUUAUUUGAAUUUCAGAAGGACUUUUCUCAGGAAACAGACUUUUCAAAAACUUAUAUUGUUGGCCAACAACAGGAAAUCCAGUCAGCAGGAAGUGAGAGGGAGACUGUCCAUGCCACUGAUGGAAGAGCUAAGACAAGCUCCAAGGAAGGGUGUUUAUUUAGUCAAACUCCACACUUGUCCCAGCAUCAUACCAGCUCCCCCGGAGAGGAAUACUCUGAUACCAAACUUAAGAAUGAAAGAGUUACUACAGAGGAAAAACCUUUGAAACACAAAGAAUUAGCAGAGGCUUCUCAAGGUAGCUCGCAGGUUAAUCAGCUUCCAGAAAUCUGUGAUGUGGAGAAGCCCUAUCAGUGUACAGAAUGUGGCAAAGCCUUCAGUGUUAAAGCCAAGUUUGUUUGGCAUCAAAGACUUCAUAAUGGAGAGAAACCUUUCAAAUGUGUGGAGUGUGGGAAAUGCUUCAGUUACAGUUCACACUAUAUCACACAUCAGACAAUCCACAGUGGAGAAAAGCCUUAUCAGUGUAAGGUGUGUGGCAAAGCCUUCAGUGUUAAUGGAAGUCUUGUUAGGCACCAGAGGAUACACACAGGAGAGAAGCCCUAUCAGUGCAAGGAGUGUGGGACUGGCUUUGGCUGUAGUUCUGCAUACAUUACUCAUCAGAGAACCCACACUGGGGAGAAACCUUAUGAGUGUAGUGACUGUGGGAAAGCUUUCAAUGUUAAUGCAAAACUGAUUCAGCAUCAAAGAAUUCACACUGGAGAGAAGCCUUAUGAGUGUGAUGUGUGCGGAAAGGGCUUCCGGUGCAGCACCCAGCUUAGGCAGCAUCAGAGUAUACACACUGGAGAGAAGCCACAUCGCUGCAGUGAGUGUGGGAAAGGCUUCACUAAAAAUGCAAAGCUCAUUCAACAUCAAAGAGUGCACACGGGUGAGAAACCCUAUGAAUGCAGCGACUGCGGAAAGACUUUCAGUGCCAAAGGGAAGUUAAUCCAGCACCAGAGAAUCCAUACAGGUGAGAGACCUUAUGAAUGUAGCGAAUGUGGGAAAUCUUUUAGGUGUAACUCCCAGCUUCGGCAGCAUCUGAGAAUCCAUACUGGGGAGAAGCCAUAUAAGUGUAAUGAGUGUGGAAAGGCCUUCAAUGUUAAUGCAAAGCUAAUGCAGCACCGGAGAACUCACACUGGUGAGAAGCCGUUUGAAUGUAAUGAAUGUGGGAAGUGCUUUACUUCUAAAAGAAACCUGCUUGAUCACCAGCGAACCCAUACUGGAGAAAAGCCAUAUCAGUGUAAGGAGUGUGGGAAAGCUUUCAGUAUCAAUGCCAAGUUAACUAGACAUCAGCAAAUACAUACCAGGGAGAAGCCUUUCAAGUGUAUGGAGUGCGAGAAAGCGUUCAGCUGUAGCUCUGACUAUAUUGUGCACCAGAGAAUCCAUACUGGAGAGAAACCCUUCCAGUGCAGCGAGUGUGGCAAAGCCUUCCAUGUCAAUGCGCACUUAAUUAGACACCAGAGAAGCCAUACUGGGGAAAAGCCUUUCCGAUGCAUGGAGUGUGGCAAGGGCUUCAGCCUUAGUUCUGACUGUAUUAUACAUCAGACUGUCCAUACUUGGAAGAAACCCUAUGUUUGUAAUGUAUGUGGCAAAACUUUCAGGUUUAGCUUCCAACUAAGUCAGCACCAAGAUGUUCACCAGGAAGACAAAUCCUAAUGAA